UUAUGCGUGGGGCGGAAACAAACAUCACUAGCACGUUCGCAGAAUUGCGUGUUCAUGUGCGACCCCACGAGUUGCUAUGAGUGACACUGUCGGGAUAUCGUGUCGAUCUUUGUCUCAUUCCGUAUCUAUCAUCUCGCGCCCAUUACCGAGGGUGGAGUGUAAACAUCUCUAAAGAGAGGAAGUGGGAUGUAAAACGCUCGUUAUAUGGUCGCACGCGUGGGCGCCGUGACUGAUGGCACGGGAUCGGUGUCGUUGUACUGGAUGACGCGUCAAGGGUGUGCGAUCAGUAUGUGAGUGUUUCUGAGGACGGUGGUCUGUGAAAUAAGGAGCCAUCGCUUCAGAUAAUGGACUCAUCCGUGGCGCUCGCGAGGCUGGAGAUCGCGCGCCCCGUAACGACCCGCGGCGCGUGUUUACCGGAGGGCGAGCAGAGCGCGCACCUGAACGGCUGCGUGCCGCUCUCUCAUCAGGUGGCCGGGCACAAGUACGGCGUGGACAAAGUGGGUAUUUUACAACAUCCGGACGGUACUGUCUUAAAACAGUUACAGCCCCCUCCAAGAGGACCGCGAGAGAUGCAGUUUUACAGUAUGGUGUAUGCUGAUGAUUGCUGUGACCGGUGUCUCAUAGAUCUUCGAGAGCAUCUGCCAAAGUACUACGGCACGUGGUCUUCACCCGACUCUCCCACAGACCUGUACCUGAAGCUGGACGACGUGACGCGCAGGUUUAAGAAGCCGUGUAUCAUGGAUGUCAAGAUCGGCCAGAAGAGCUACGAUCCCUUCGCUUCACAGGAAAAACGAGAUCAGCAGGUUAAGAAGUAUCCACUGAUGGAGGAGAUCGGCUUUCUGCUUCUGGGAAUGAGGGUGUAUAAAAUGGGCACAGACAGCUAUGAAACAUACGACCAGCAUUAUGGAAGAGGUCUUGUAAAGGACACUGUGAGGGAAGGUUUAUCCAAGUUCUUUUACAACGGCGACGUUCUCCGCAAAGAUGCUAUCACUGCCAGCAUCCUCCGAGUCCAGAAGAUCUUGGAGUGGUUUCAAGGCCAGAGUCAGCUCAGCUUUUACGCCAGCUCUUUGCUUUUCGUGUACGAGGGCAUCUCUCCGCCCGAUCUCGUCUCACGGGGCCCACGAGAGAGCCACCUCACGCCCAAGGCGUGCGAGCAGAACAACAACAUCUCUCAGAGCCUCUCCACAAUGAUCUCUUUGCACAAGAAAGCCUGCUACCAAGCCAAACAGGAUAACGGCGUAUGGACCUCCGCGCCGCAGCCCAACGGCAACCACGGCCUACUAAGCGUAAAAAAGGAAGGGGAGGAGCUAAAGAGUCAUGCGGGACAGGAGACGAGUGGAGAUGUGGAGGUAAAGAUGAUUGACUUUGCACAUGUAUUCCAAAGUGACGUCCACGACCACGGUUACAUCUACGGGCUAAAAAACCUUUUGAAAGUCUUACAGCAGAUUCUAGAUGAGUGAAUGGACUCUUAUAUGGAGAGCUUGUGGUUGGAGGUAUGAAUUAUUUCGUAACUUCGGAUAACCCCUCCUCUAAUCUGCACUACCUACACUAUUAGUUGAGUAACAUGUUCGUAAUCCCUCGUCUAAUAUAUGUGCUUUAGUGUUUUGUUAUGAAAUCUUACUCAGGUAAAUGAAUCCAUUAAUGCUCCCGGUCAUUCAUGAAACGGAAGUUUCAGAUAUCACGUACGAGUUCCUAUUUCUGUCCAGUUUUAUAAUCGCCUUUUUUAUCCAACCAGAUUAAAAAAUAGGAAUUUCAUGCAAUGAUGAAUGAAGAUUAAGGUAAAAAUACUCAGUGUUUAUUUUUCCCUAGAUGCUGCCAAAAUGAGCCGCCUGUUCUUUCAGACCAGUUUUCAGAUCAGUUUUAUCGUUUUUUUUUUUUUAACGGCUCGUUUCAAAAGAAUUAAAUCUUUGUACGAAUAUUCAUGGUUUGUGAUAAUUGAUGCAAUAUGAUUGAAAUUAUUCUUAUAUGAAAAUUUGAGACUCUUAAAGUAAAUCUACAUUGCCAACGUUUCUAUCAACAGAGAAUGAGAAGAUUAUUUUAAGGAAUGGUCAUUAUUUUAUUUUUCUGUGGGAGCAAAAGUAAAUGUCUUUGUGUAGCUCAAUGACAGUUCAUAUGGACGUCUGGCUCUGUUUUCAUCCAGAAUUGAAACACUUUUUUUUGGUUUCUACACCCACAUUCACCCAAUGCUUAAUCGCUUUGCUUCACUUUGGUUCAGUGUUGAUAUUUUUCAUCAAUUGUUGUUGUAUAAAGAGCUAUGUGAAUAUUUCCACAGAGGUAAAACAGGUUUGACACAACAGAAAGUAAAUGAACUGGGAAAAGUUUCUUGUUCAGAUCUAUGUCAUUGAUACAUUGACUAUGUUAAUUUCCAGGUAUUUAAUUUUUGAUUUUAAAACAUUCAUUUGGUGAGUGCAUAGGACAAAGGAGUAGCUACCACAAAUUUGAAUUUCAUAAUAAAAAGCCAUAUUAUAUGACAUAAGAAAUAUUACUCUUUAAACUUUUUUAAUCAGAAAUGGAUUGUUUUGCUUUUUGUGUCCAAUUUUUUUUUUUUAAGUAUAGUAUGUCAAUUUUAGCUUAUUUUUUGAUUUGUCAGUAGCCAUUUAACAUCAUGUGUGAUUGUUUAAUAGUAAUAGAGGAUUUUUGAUUUAACCAAGGUAUUUGUCAACAAUAUAGUUGAAUUUUACAAUUGUCAUUGUCGGGGAUGAAAAUGAAAAAUGAAACCUUUAAUCACAGAAAUGAAGUUGUGUAUGUAUAUUAAUCAGCUAGAGAUUCCUAAUUGCGAGUUUAUUUUUGUGUUAUGAUGUUCCUACAGAAUUCCUUAUAGCCUGGUAAUCAGGAAUGACUGGAAAAAUCAUGCACAACUAGUGCAUAGUUGUGGGAACCCUGACUAUCUUUUGUAAAUUCUCAGGCAUUUAUUAUAAAUAUAAAUGAUCUUAUAAACAUGAAAUAUGCUUACACGUAUAACAAUCAUCAGUACUGUUGUGUUAAAUCUGUAAAAUCUAUAUUUUUAAUUUUCAUGUAUUUCGGUUGUUUUAUUAUCCCAGUUGUGAUCAAUGUUGACAGACCACCUAUUAGCGACAAGUGUACGAAAUACAAUAUAACAUUCAUGUUAAAAUGGCACAAAACUGUGAAAACUUGCUUUCUGUUUGCAUCCAUAAAGACAAAAUUUCAUGUAUAAGCUCCAAAGUGAAAUGAAAAUAUGUUCAAAUUGCCUUUGUGCCUAUAAAAGAAUAGUGUUAGUCUGCGUUUCGUCUAGGAUAUCGUUGUAAACCUCGCAAAAUGCACAAGCUGCAAACAGGCUCUGGGGUACUAUAGUAAAUUUGCUUAUACUUAUAGUCAAUGACCAGAUGCAUCUUGUUUACAUUCUACUUAUAUGGUUGCCUGGAAAAAGACACACACACACACACACAAUAAUAUAUAUAUUAGUUGUAACUGUUAUAUCUUUUUCAUCUUUAUUUAUGCACUGAAAAUAAGUGGAAAUACUUUGAGAUGUGUACAUUUCUGCUAUUACUUUCUAAAAUGUAUUUCUCAUUGUAUGAUUUAAUUGUUUUGCAAUACGGCAUUAUGGCACUCGAUUGAUAACUACUGUGUGUUAGUGUGUAAAGCACUGUUGUGAAUCUGUGUCAGGACUGGAGUUUUUACCCAUUGAUCACUUUUACUUAAACUCUUUCAUGUUCUCAACAGAUGAAGUGUGAGCGCUCCAUUACAUCUUUGUACACUGACUAGAUCUUGUAGAAUGCCAGGAAAUGUUUCGUGGCGUUCCCUUUCUCACGUCUGAGGUCUGUUAAAGGUGAAUGUCGGUCUCCUUAGUGUCUGUAUCCUUGCUGUUUAAUAUACUGAAAUAUACAAGCCUAGUUCAGUGCUGUCUCCAAUAUAUACCCGGUUUUAAAACUUGUUUUUUUGUCACGAGCUGAGCUUAAAGAUUGAACACAAAAAGACAGAAUUCAGUAAUUACCGUUUAAAUUACAUACAGGUUUUAUAAAAUAAAUAAUAUAUUCUAAAUGUCAGUGGUUUCCUGGGCAGGUAGAUUUGCUCUUGAAUUGUGUUUUGUUUUUUUUUUUUUAAGAAAGUAUCUUCUUGGAAAUGCAAAGAUUGAAUGAUUCAGCAGAUCUAAUACUUACUGAUGUGUGUCUAUUUAACCUUAUUACUCCAAUGAAUUACCACUUUUGACUUUUACUUGGAUGAUUUGGGGUGCAUAUUUGGCAAAUUUUUAUGAAUAAAAAUCUAUAACAAUGA
This is a messenger RNA of Paramisgurnus dabryanus, 4233 nucleotides long. It is a transcript of the gene ipmkb, whose product is annotated as inositol polyphosphate multikinase b. The record is from RefSeq and is a predicted model, not a curated record. Gene Ontology annotation, biological process: inositol phosphate biosynthetic process. Gene Ontology annotation, cellular component: nucleus; cytoplasm. Gene Ontology annotation, molecular function: inositol tetrakisphosphate kinase activity; inositol-1,4,5-trisphosphate 3-kinase activity. Lineage: Eukaryota; Metazoa; Chordata; Actinopteri; Cypriniformes; Cobitidae.